Molecule: messenger RNA, 660 nt
Organism: Triticum dicoccoides
Lineage: Eukaryota; Viridiplantae; Streptophyta; Magnoliopsida; Poales; Poaceae
Product: deoxyuridine 5'-triphosphate nucleotidohydrolase-like
Exons: 8
Coding region: 1-660 (219 amino acids)
Biological process (GO): dUTP catabolic process; dUMP biosynthetic process
Molecular function (GO): dUTP diphosphatase activity; magnesium ion binding
Source: RefSeq, a predicted model, not a curated record
AUGAAGAUCUACUUCCUUGUCGAGGAGUCGCCCGCCAAUGAGGACGACGGUCCCGAAAGUCCGCCCUCCUCCGUGGACGAGGAUGACCACCACGGCACGCACGUGGUCGAGUUCGCCGUCGCCUACUCCGGUGCGGUGCUGGACCAAGGACCUCCGCCUCAACAGAUCCUAGCUUGGGGAAGCACCCCCAUCCCCAUGGUCGUUUCACUUUCUUUCUCUGCCCCUCUUCUCUGUGUUGAAAAUGUUUUAUUAUGUAUGUUUCAGUGGGAAGUCCGAUCAUUUGCUGCUCAAAAUCCGACAAAUCGGAGGAGGAAUGCGCGAGAAGCAAGUCUAUCAUCAAUGGCAAGCUUGCAUGCUGAUGUUCUCAACAAGAUAAACCAUACAAGCGAGGAACCUCCCAGGCGUAGCAACUCCUCCGUCCCAGGCUUAUGCCUUGCCGUUGGAAAAAUGAAUUCAAGUUUUUGCAGGAUCCAACGUAUCGCUAAGGCUGGAUGGUUGAUUGACGCGGACUACCGCGGCCCAGUGGGCAGUGUGCUCUUCAACGACUCGGAGGUGGACUUGGCCGUGAAGACCGGCGACCGCGUCGCACAGAUGAUCAUCCAGAUGUUCACUAUUGUAUCCAUGAAUGUUGCAAGUGUUAAAGAUGGUUCUGUGACCUGA